AUGAUUAGAAACAUCUUUAAUAAUCAAUCAAAGAGCAUUCUUUUAAAUGCUAUAAAGAUUAAUAAUAGUUCAAAGAGUUUUGCAACAGUAUCAGGAGUUGUAGACAAGUUUAAAUGGGAAGAUCCAUUAAACCUUGAACAUUGUUUGACCGACGAAGAAAAGAUGAUUCGUGAUCAAGUACAUAACUUUUGUCAAGAAAAGUUGAUGCCACGUGUUCAAAUGGCUUAUCGUGACGAAAAGUUUGAUCGUAAUAUCAUGUCAGAGUAUGGUGCUAUGGGUAUGCUUGGAGCUACCAUCCCAGAGUAUGGUGGUGUCUCUCACGUUGCCUAUGGUUUGAUGGCAAAUGAAGUCGAAAAGGUUGACAGUGGUUACCGUUCUGCCAUGUCUGUACAAUCAUCUCUUGUCAUGCAUCCCAUCUUUACCUUUGGUACUAGUGCUCAAAAACAAAAGUAUCUCGAUGGUUUGGCUAGUGGUCAAUUGGUUGGUUGUUUUGGUCUCACUGAACCAAAUGCUGGUUCUGAUCCUGCUGGUAUGCAAACUAGAGCAAAAAAGCAAGGAGGAAAAUAUAUUUUAAAUGGUACCAAGACAUGGAUUACCAAUUCACCAAUUGCUGAUGUAUUUGUUGUUUGGGCCAAGGAUGAUAAUGGAGAUAUUCGUGGAUUUGUUUUGGAAAAGGGAAUGAAGGGAUUGUCAGCACCAAAGAUUGAAGGUAAGUUGUCGUUGCGUGCAUCGAUCACUGGUAUGAUUGUAAUGGAAGAUGUAGAGGUGCCAGCCGAGAAUAUGUUCCCAGAGAUCAAGGGUCUCCGUGGUCCAUUCUCGUGUCUCAACAAGGCUCGUUACGGUAUUGGAUGGGGUAGUUUGGGUGCUGCCGAGUUUUGCUACAGCACCGCCCGUCAAUACGGUUUGGAUCGUAAGCAAUUUGGCAAGCCACUCGCUGCCAACCAAUUGUACCAAAAGAAGUUGGCCGAUAUGGCCACCGAGAUCUCAUUGGGUCUCCAAGCCUGUCACCAAGUCGGUCGUCUCAUCGACAGCGGUCUUGCCACCCCAGAACGUAUCUCUCUCAUCAAGCGUAACUCUUGCGGCAAGUCACUCGACAUUGCUCGUCAAUCACGUGACAUGUUGGGUGGCAACGGUAUCGCCGAUGAAUACCAUGUCAUCCGUCACGCUGCCAACCUCGAAACUGUCAACACCUAUGAAGGUACUCACGAUAUUCACGCACUUAUCCUCGGUAGAGCUAUUACCGGUAUUGCCUCUUUUUAA
This is a messenger RNA of Cavenderia fasciculata, 1260 nucleotides long. RefSeq names its product glutaryl-CoA dehydrogenase (gene gcdh). Gene Ontology annotation, biological process: fatty-acyl-CoA biosynthetic process; fatty acid beta-oxidation using acyl-CoA dehydrogenase. Lineage: Eukaryota; Evosea; Eumycetozoa; Acytosteliales; Cavenderiaceae. The record is from RefSeq and is a predicted model, not a curated record. Gene Ontology annotation, cellular component: mitochondrial inner membrane. The transcript is spliced from 3 exons. Gene Ontology annotation, molecular function: flavin adenine dinucleotide binding; glutaryl-CoA dehydrogenase activity; fatty-acyl-CoA binding. The coding region runs from base 1 to 1260 and encodes 419 amino acids.